Messenger RNA from Pararge aegeria (speckled wood butterfly), 1372 nucleotides. RefSeq names its product serine protease snake-like. Gene Ontology annotation, molecular function: serine-type endopeptidase activity. The transcript has 9 exons. Bases 40 to 1284 code for a protein of 414 amino acids. NCBI's taxonomy places the organism in Eukaryota, Metazoa, Arthropoda, Insecta, Lepidoptera, Nymphalidae. Gene Ontology annotation, biological process: proteolysis. The record is from RefSeq and is a predicted model, not a curated record.
CUACCGCAGGUUCUUUAUGUUACUGAGUCACAUAGACAAAUGAAUAUUAUACUAUGUACAGUUGGCAUUACUAAACAUACUGUAAUAUUUGAUUUUAUAAUAUCAAAAAUGUUGUGGAUGGGACUUUUUACGGCAACAUUAUAUACAGUGGUACAAUCACAAACUUAUAGCAACGACGAAUUGGAAAAGUUCCUGUUAGAUGCAAUCCAAGGCAAUGACACAUAUGACGACAUUGACUUUGGUGAUUCAAAACAGAAGCCUUGCGAACCAUUUGUGACUGAAAUGCCCGAUUAUAAAAUGACAGGUCGCAGGAUAAGCGAAACAAAAUGCUUAGAAUACAUUUGGGAAAUGGAAAAGCGCGAUAAAGAACAGCAAUGGGGCAAUAGGUGUCGGAUCUAUCUUGUUUCGCAAAUAAAGAAGGGUAUUUUUCCUGAAAUUUACUUCAUUGUAAAUUAUUCCGUUAUAUUUGGCGGUCGCGCAGCCUUAAAAGGGGAGUUUCCUCACAUGGGAGCCGUUGGAUGGAGAUCAAAAAGUGGUUCACCAGAAUGGCUCUUCAAAUGUGGCAGUACAUUAAUAAGUGAAAACUUUGCGCUAACUGCAGGUCAUUGCGCAAUAUUGUCCUUAAGGCACUCUCGUGAUAUUCAAAGCCCAAAACCGGAAAUCAUACGAUUUGGAGUUGAGAACAUCGCUGAUGAUGAAUUCACCAUAAAUGGUAAUCCAACAGACGUUAAAAUCAAACGAAUAAUCCGCCACCCAAGCUACGCGCCACCGAAAAAGUAUUUCGAUAUUGCUCUAAUAGAGCUAGAAUCAGUAGUUCAAUUUAAAGACAACCUACAACCAGCAUGUCUGUGGCCCUAUUCUGAUAUAAGUCAUCUCGGCACCGAGGCCACGUUGACUGGUUGGGGAUACACUGAAGCAGGCGAACAAUCAACAAACCUUCAAACAGUAGUUGUCGACAUAAUUGAAAACUCAAAGUGCGAUAGUAUUCUCAAAACAUUCCGUAACCGAAACUGGGAUGGAUUUAGGGAAACCCAGCUUUGUGCUGGAAAACUUGUUGGCGGCGUCGAUACUUGUCAGGGUGAUUCGGGCGGUCCGUUACAAAUAAAGGUGCCUCUAAAGACAUACGGGAACAUGUACCAGAUUCUAGGCGUCACCUCUUUUGGCAUCAAAUGCGGGCAGAAAAACCGGCCUGGCGUAUACACCCGGGUCUCCAGUUUCAUAGAUUGGAUUGAAGAAACUGUUUGGGGCCACCAAGUCCAAGACACCGCAUCCGAGACAAUUUGACGUAACACUGAGCUCAAUAUACAUAUUUAAGUAUCCAGAAGUUUUUCAUGUAAAUUGUAUCAACUGAAUGAAUAAAUGAACGAAUGAA